AUUGGAAAACAAGGUAAGCCGAAUUCGAAGCCUUUGGACCCGUUUCUGUUCCAUUCUUUCUUCUCUGCCUCAUUUAAGCUUCUCCUUCCAUUGUUUCUUUCUUCUCCUUCAAAAUAUAAUCUUUUGGUUUGCAGAAACGUACCAAAAAAUGGCUGACGGUGAAGACAUUCAACCUCUUGUUUGCGACAAUGGAACUGGAAUGGUUAAGGCUGGUUUUGCUGGGGAUGAUGCACCUCGAGCUGUGUUUCCCAGCAUUGUUGGUCGUCCACGUCACACCGGCGUGAUGGUUGGUAUGGGACAAAAGGAUGCUUACGUUGGAGAUGAAGCUCAAUCCAAACGUGGUAUUCUAACUCUCAAGUACCCUAUUGAGCACGGCAUUGUCAACAACUGGGACGACAUGGAGAAGAUCUGGCAUCACACUUUCUACAACGAGCUCCGUGUUGCUCCCGAAGAGCAUCCCGUUCUCCUCACCGAAGCACCUCUCAACCCUAAAGCUAACCGUGAGAAGAUGACCCAAAUCAUGUUUGAGACAUUCAAUGCCCCGGCCAUGUACGUGGCUAUUCAGGCUGUGCUCUCCCUUUACGCCAGUGGUCGUACAACCGGUAUCGUGCUUGACUCUGGAGAUGGUGUGAGCCACACGGUUCCUAUCUACGAGGGCUAUGCACUUCCACAUGCCAUCCUACGUCUUGAUCUUGCGGGUCGUGACCUUACGGACGCGUUUAUGAAGAUCCUAACCGAGCGUGGCUACUCUUUCACCACCACAGCAGAGCGUGAAAUUGUCAGAGACAUAAAGGAGAAGCUCUGCUACAUUGCUCUUGACUACGAGCAGGAGCUAGAGACAUCCAACACAAACUCGUCUGUUGAGAAGAACUACGAGAUGCCUGAUGGACAAGUGAUCACCAUCGGUGCUGAGCGGUUCCGUUGCCCUGAGGUUCUUUACCAGCCGUCUAUGAUUGGUAUGGAGAAUCCAGGUAUCCAUGAAACAACCUAUAACUCCAUAAUGAAGUGUGAUGUCGACAUCAGAAAGGACUUGUAUGGUAACAUCGUCCUCAGUGGUGGAACAACAAUGUUCCCUGGAAUUGCUGAUAGAAUGAGUAAGGAGAUCACUGCUUUGGCUCCAAGCAGCAUGAAGAUCAAAGUUGUUGCACCUCCUGAGAGGAAAUACUCUGUCUGGAUUGGAGGGUCCAUCUUGGCUUCACUCAGUACCUUCCAGCAGAUGUGGAUUGCAAAGGCUGAGUAUGAUGAGUCAGGCCCAUCUAUUGUUCACAGGAAGUGCUUCUAAGUAUGAACUUCAUCAUGUUUCAGACAAGAAGCGAGUUACUCUUUGUUUUUCUGUUCUUUUAUUUUCAUCUUAUUGAGUUCAACUGUCUUUUGAGUUAAUAAUGAUUUUUUGUUUUUUGGAACAAAAGAAGAGAGCUAAUAAUGAUUAAUGACACAUCUUUCUCUUUAUAAA
Messenger RNA from Brassica napus (rape), 1453 nucleotides. RefSeq names its product actin-1-like. Bases 149 to 1282 code for a protein of 377 amino acids. NCBI's taxonomy places the organism in Eukaryota, Viridiplantae, Streptophyta, Magnoliopsida, Brassicales, Brassicaceae. The transcript is spliced from 4 exons. Gene Ontology annotation, cellular component: cytoplasm. The record is from RefSeq and is a predicted model, not a curated record.